This is a messenger RNA of Panicum virgatum (switchgrass), 1122 nucleotides long. RefSeq names its product polyubiquitin-like. The coding region runs from base 196 to 858 and encodes 220 amino acids. The record is from RefSeq and is a predicted model, not a curated record. Gene Ontology annotation, cellular component: cytoplasm; nucleus. Gene Ontology annotation, biological process: protein ubiquitination; modification-dependent protein catabolic process. Gene Ontology annotation, molecular function: protein tag activity; ubiquitin protein ligase binding. NCBI's taxonomy places the organism in Eukaryota, Viridiplantae, Streptophyta, Magnoliopsida, Poales, Poaceae. The transcript is spliced from 2 exons.
AGCAUAAUAAAGCGCAUCCCCAACUGAGCCACCGCCUUCACUUCCGAGCGAUCUCUCUCUCCUGCUCUCCGGCGGAAGCAACCAACACCCACCGAUCCGAAUCCGAUCCCUUGGGCCCUCCGUCCGAAGCAGGAACGCCCACAGAUACGAUCGAUCCGAGCAAUAGCCAGGUUCAAUUCCACAGUUGACUUCAGAAUGCAGGUCUUUGUGAGGAGCCCCACAGGCAAGACAAUCUGUCUCAGGGUCCAACCAUCAGAUACCUUGCAUAGUGUCAAGACAAAAAUUCUGGAACAACACCGCCUUGUCUUUGAUGGAAGGCAGCUAGAUGAUAAUCUUACAUUGGCUGACUAUAACAUCCAGCAUAAAUCCACUCUUGACCUCCAAGAAAAGAUGCAGAUCUAUGUAAUGGAUACACUAGUAGGAAAGAGCAUCACUCUUGAGGUUGACAGCUUUGAUACUAUUGCCAAUGUGAAGGCCAAGAUUGAAUAUAGUGAGGGAUUUCCCAAGGGUCAGCAGUGUCUCAUCUUUGGCAACAAACAAUUGGAGGACAACGACACCUUGGUGCACCACAACAUUUGCAAUGAGUCCACCCUUCUCCUUGUCCUCCACCCACUUCCAAAAGGUACGAUGAAGAUUUUCGUGAUAAAGCUAACCGGAAUUACCCUCACUCUUGAGGUUGACAGCUUGGAUACUAUCGGCGAUGUCAAGAUGCGGAUCUAUGAGAAGGAUGGUACUCCUCCCAGCCAUCAACGCAUCAUCCAUGCCGGCAGGCAACUGGAGGACAGCCGCACCCUGGCUGACUAUAAUGUACAGAAAGAGUCUACCGUUCACUUGGUGCUCCGCCUUGCUGGUUCUUGAGAUGGAUGACAUGCAUGGUCACUCAACAACAAGUCUCUUGCUGCAGUCUUAUUUUUUUUCCAUGCUAGUAGACAAUAGUUGUGUGUCAGUAAAACUAUCACUGUACUGUGGUCUUGUUCAUUCAAGUUGCUGAGUGUUUAUCAGUAAAACUUUCGUUGUAGUACGUUAAUGUGUGAAAUCAUCAAGAGUAGUCCUCGUACUCUUGGUCUGUCUUGACAUCUUGAUUGAGCAAUAUAGAUGAUCUUGCUAUAUCAGUUUCUGAUA